This is a messenger RNA of Dimorphilus gyrociliatus, 1936 nucleotides long. The record is from the annotation of a GenBank genome assembly. Lineage: Eukaryota; Metazoa; Annelida; Polychaeta; Dinophilidae.
GUUUUCACGUGGUAUUGUUUUGGACUAUUCGCCAGAAAGCAUGGUCAGUUUUCUGGAUCAGAAAUACUUAAAAAUAUGCGACUCACCGUCAACGGUGAACUAUUGUUAUACAUGUCUAGAAGAAAAUUAUAUAAUUGCUGUUGUAGACAAAAAGCAAAUUAUAGUGAAGCAGGAUGAUAAAAUGUUCAGACAGUGGGCAAUUUUAAAAGGUCAAGAAAUCACAGCCCCAGUAGUUUAUGACGCUAAACGCAAACGAAUAAUAGCGAUCUUCAAUAAGCAGAUUGUAAGAAAUUGGAAUAUCGAUGAUCUACAAUGUGAAAGUAAUUGGAAAAAAUUAACUUCAACUAAAGCUAUAAACUGCUGUAUUACAUCCAAUUGUGAAGAACCUAUAAUCCUAUUCGAAGAUGGUGGAAUUCAAACUCUAAAAAAAUUAAAGGAAGGUCCUAUCCACAAUAGCCAGUGUAUCGAACCAGGAGAGAAGAUUGAGAGGCUCGAAUGUCAAAAAAUUGGAGAAAACGUUUAUUCCAUAUUAUUUUUACAAACUAUUGAGGGCCAAAAGAAGGCUAUUAUUAGAGUUGUCUCUUGGAAAAAAAUGGAAUUACAUGUAGGCAGGCCUGUCAAUGUCGAUAUAUCAGGGACAGCCAUGGACUAUUGCUCUUAUGUGUCCAAAAAUCAAUUACUUAUACUAUCUAUCGAUGACUCCGGUCAAUGCAAAGUCUACUCUAUGGAAGGAGCCCAAACGAAACUACCUCUACUAAAUCAGAUUAAUCCUAAGGCUACUAAUAUUAAUAUCAGGCCUCUAAAUAAUGUAUAUGCUGCUGUUUUAUAUGUAAGUGAUGGUCUUUCGUUUAUUGGAGCCUUACACACCAUGUUUGGAAAUAUGACCUCAACCGUUAUGAAUGAAUUCUUUGAAAGCCCUAAAUUAUUCAUAUCUGGUGAUAAAAUAAUUGCUUCCUCUCAAACUUCUUUGGCUCAAAUUCGGUUUGAGAUUGAAUAUGGGUUGUUAGUUGAUGCCAUAGGAAAAACUAAGCCAAAUUUUGCAACUGUUCGAGCCCUCUGGGGGAAUUCCACUGAGUUAUAUAAAAUUGAUCAAAUCAAUUUUCUUUCUAUGCAGCAGUGUGAGGUGCUAGACGAUAAAGAAAUUAAUUCAACGUUAGAAAAUUUAAUAAAUAACAGAAAUGUGAAACAAAUAGAGAAACUAAUAAAAAAAUUGGAAAAAGUAUCUCCUAAAGCACUUAAAUCCCAUAGUUUGCUUCUAAAUACCUUACGGCAUCUUCUCUCAAUUGAAGGGUAUUGGCCAGCAGUGUUUUUUAGAAGUUUAGUUGAAAAAGAAAUAUUUCCUUCAAGUUUGUCGGUUGAGAGCAUAAGGUCUGCGGCUGUUUCUGACGAUAUAUUGUUUAUACGAAGAUUUUUUGAGACUAUGCGUUAUAUACCUGAAGAUGCCUUGGUUAUUGGAAUUCAAACAUUGUUAAGCCUAAACGAAACAGUUUUAGAAGAAUCUUUGAAUGAUAUCGAAGAUAAAUAUAACUCGCCCAUUGGCCCAUACAAAGCUUAUUUAAUAAAUAAUAUACUACAACACGAUUUUAAUGGAAAGAACUUGAUGGCUUUGUUAAAACAAAUGGAAUUAGAAGAAAUGAAGAGUCUCCUAGAACACUUAAGAUUUAUGCUUGAAAUGAAUAGUUUGACUAACAAAAAAUUACGAUCCGAUAAGAUUAUCGAGUGGAUAAAUCUAUGCAUAGACAGUUAUUCAUCAACAUUAAUCCUAUCACCAACCAUGCACGUCUUAUUAAUUGACCUUCAUGACUGCGUUGCUGAACACAAGAAACUUUUAAGAACUAUGUGCGACAUUGACAUUUUAGUUAACCAUAUGCAAACUCGAAUUUGUAAAAAGUUAUCAACAGAAAAUUAUAGCAUAUUUAAUUUACACAUUCCGUAG